Molecule: messenger RNA, 2418 nt
Organism: Lactuca sativa (garden lettuce)
Lineage: Eukaryota; Viridiplantae; Streptophyta; Magnoliopsida; Asterales; Asteraceae
Product: receptor-like protein 46
Molecular function (GO): protein binding
Source: RefSeq, a predicted model, not a curated record
AUGGCCACCACCCUAACUACACCAUUGUUAAUGUUAUCAAUCGUCUUCGUACUCAAUUCUAUUCCAACCCCGUCAUUCUCCUGUCCACUUCAUCAAAAACAAGCGCUUCUCCACUUCAAAUCCACCCUCACCACCAUCAUUAAUUCCAGAUUGUUCAUAGAGCUUAACUCAUGGAAUCCUGAUUCCGAUUGUUGCACAUGGGACCGUGUUAAAUGCAACACAACCACAACCAUUACUGAGCUCAACCUCUCCAAUGUUGUUCCCGAGUUCGCCAAUCCGAUUCCGGUGUUCUCCGACAUCUUGAUUCCGCUUUUCCAUAUCCAAUCUCUGAAACUACUUGAUAUCUCGAGGAAUUCCUUGAACGGAGAGAUUCCCGGAGAUGGGUUUGGUAAUCUCACUGAAUUAGUUCACCUUGACAUGAAGCUGAAUAACUUCCAGGGUUCCAUUCCUUCUCAGCUUUUCGAACUUGAAUCUCUUCGAAUUCUUGAUCUAAGUAAUAAUAUUCUCCGGGUUGUUUUGAGCCAUGAAGUUGGUAAGCUUCGAAAUCUUGAACGUUUGUACUUGAAUGAAAAUUUUCUUUCGGGAAACAUCCCAGAAGAGAUUGGAAAUUUAACAAAGUUAAGGGAAUUAUACCUUGGAAAGAAUCAGUUCUCAGGCGGAAUCCCAUCUUCAGUUGUAUACAUGAAGGAACUAGAAUCACUGGAUUUGUCUGAUAAUUCUUUCUCCAUGCAAAUUCCUUCUGGCAUGGGAAUGCUACCCAACAUGGCGAGACUAGACCUAAGCAAGAACCAAUUCACGGGUCCAAUCCCAUCAUCAAUGCAAAACCUGAGCAAGUUAGAAACCCUUCGACUCCAACACAACAAGUUAACCGGAGUUAUACCAACGUGGUUAUUCAACAUCACAACAUUAAGGUAUUUGUUCAUUGGUGGAGCUCGAAACAACUUGAUUUGGGAUAACAAAGCAAACAUCAUUCCAAGAUGUAGUCUAAAACAGAUCUCCAUGACUUCAUGUGGAAUUUCCGGCCAAAUUCCUGAAUGGAUUUCAUCACAGAAAGAUUUGCAUUUUCUUGAUUUGAGCGUGAAUGAUUUAGAAGGUAGAUUCCCAGAUUGGCUCGUGGAGAUGGAUAUUUCAGGCAUAGUUCUUUCAGAUAACAAGCUCACCGGAUCUAUCCCGCCGGGACUGUUUGAAUCCAUGAAGUUAGAAUUUCUUGCCUUGUCCCGGAAUAACUUUUCCGAGGAGUUGCCGGAGAAUAUUGGCCAAGCCAGAUCGAUCACGACACUUAUGUUGUCAGGAAAUAAAUUUUCUGGACAAAUUCCAAUGUCCAUGUCGAACAUGAACAGGUUGCAUGUUCUCGACUUGUCCAGAAACAGAUUUUCUGGCGAUAGUUUCCCUAACUUUAGAGAAAACCCUCUUUUAUACGUAGACUUGUCGUACAAUGACUUUUUUGGUAAGAUCCCGUUGACCUUUUCUACAGAGAUCUUAACUCUUUCACUGGGUGGGAAUAAGUUUUCUGGUGACCUACCUUCAAAUUUGACUAACUUGGUCAACCUCGAAUGUCUCGAUCUUUACAAUAAUGAUAUUACUGGAUAUUUCCAAGAUGUUUUUCCUCGAAUUCCAACGCUUCAAGUCCUAAACCUAAGAAACAAUUCCCUUGAAGGAAUUAUCCCUGGAACAAUCUCUAACCUCACUUCUCUCAGGAUUCUUGAUCUUUCUGGGAACAAACUGACCGGAAGUAUUCCACAAGGAAUUGCAAACCUUGAAAGAACGAUCGAAACUCCCUAUACAAAACAUGCUCCCAAUGAUGUAUUCUUCUCGGAAAAUUUCCUUGAGGACAUUGAGUAUCAGGACUUGAUAGUGAACUGGAAGAACUCCCUUCAGGGCCUAUCUAGUCACAAUCUUGAUAUGUAUUGGUUCUUGGACUUGUCUAACAAUAAAAUCUCUGGUGAGAUCCCAACAUCGCUAGGAAAUCUCAAAAGCAUAAAAGUGCUAAACAUUUCACACAACAACCUCGUUGGGCAAAUUCCGGUGUCUUUCGGGAAUCUGAGGGACAUAGAGAGCUUGGAUUUGUCACACAACAAAAUCUCAGGUUCGAUUCCACAAUCACUAGUGAAGCUUGAUCAACUUGCGAUUCUGGAUGUAAGCAACAAUAGGUUAACAGGUAAGAUUCCAACAGGUUGGCAAAUGAACACAAUGAACGAGUUGAAUUUCUUUGCAAACAAUAGUGGAUUAUGCGGUAUGCAGAUUAUGAUCAAAUGCCCCGAGGAUCCCUCACCACCAAAAGGAAAUGUGGAGGAGAAGGAGAAACAAUCAUGGAUUUUAUGGGAAGGAGUGUGGGUUGGUUUUCCGGUUGGGUUCUUCUCAUCAAUCUUGAUCAUGGGAUACUUUCUGAAUUUUCUUUUGCUAUUCAAAUGUUGGUGA